AUUUUCUGGGUGUGUUAAUGAAAAAAAAGGAAAAGACGGACUUUUUUAUUAGAUAGGGCGGGAGAGGACACGGCGCCGACGAGAGAAGACGGGAAGUUCGCCGGAGCUAUGUUUACCAAUGAUCGGCGGCAGGCGGAGCGGACGGGGAGGCACGGAACCCCCAGAUCCCAAUACCUCCAGGAGCUCGUGACCCAAUUUCAGAACACAAACAAUGAGGAGGCCAAGGAAAAGAUUGUUGCUCAUUUGGCUAACUUUGCAUAUGAUCCUUACAACUAUGCAUUUCUUCGCCAGCUUAAUGUCUUGGAGUUGUUUCUGGAUUGCAUAACGGAGCCAAAUGAGAAGCUUGUUGAGUUUGGGAUCGGAGGGAUCUGCAAUGCAUGUGCUGACCCAGCAAAUGCUGCUGUUGUUUGCCAAUGUGGCGGGUUACCUUUGGUCAUACAAUGUUUAUCUAGCCCAGCUCGAAACACAGUGAAUUAUGCCCUUGGAGCAUUGUAUUAUCUCUGUUAUGGAUCUUUCAAAGAAGAGAUCUUGAAACCCGAAGUUGUGGAACUUAUAGAAAAGUAUGCGGCAACUGAUACUAGUGUGAGUUUCAGAAACCUGGCUAAUGCCUUUUUGGAUGCGCAUGUGAAGCAAAGGUGAUACCCCUCGGCAGAUUUUAUCUUCUUUCAGCAAGUUUUAAACACAAUUCACAAAUCCGGCUGCAACAAUGUUUUCCCUUUUUCCCUUGUCGAUGUGAAUGAGUUUUGGGUGACCGGGUACAAACUAAGUGAUGCUUCAUGGAAGAAGUCUGCAUGCCUAUUCAGUGAAGAACUCAGCAAAUCUAUUUCUGAGAUUGACAGUGCAGAAUAUGGAUUUAUUCUCAAAUUUCUACGCCAAGGAGGUUAUUUAUGUGACACGAAGAAUUUAAUUUCUUGUCAAUCAUGGUGAUAGAAUUAGUCAUCAUAGCGUAUAUUGAUUUUUCUGUAUUCUUCCUGUAAAGCAUGUGCAGCAUGUCCAAAUCCUGUUGAGAAUUUGAUUGUUGUUUCCAAUGAUAAAUUAUGUGCAUAUUGCUUCA
Molecule: messenger RNA, 1054 nt
Organism: Dioscorea cayenensis subsp. rotundata (Guinea yam)
Lineage: Eukaryota; Viridiplantae; Streptophyta; Magnoliopsida; Dioscoreales; Dioscoreaceae
Product: armadillo repeat-containing protein 7
Exons: 6
Coding region: 109-639 (176 amino acids)
Molecular function (GO): protein binding
Source: RefSeq, a predicted model, not a curated record